AUUAAUAUUGCUAUUAAUUUAUACUGGAAGAAAAAUUUCUGGAAAAUUUUCCAAAAAUAUAGGGGUUCUCAUCAGAACGUCAGGACAAUUUGUCGGUAUAUUCUCUCACUUGUUCAGUGCUGAUUAAAGUUUUUAAUAUCCGUAUGUACCAUUGGCUCCAUUAUUCCGGGACGCCGUAAACUCAAACAAUAGAAAUUCAUUGUGUAUGCUCUACAAAUAGCCUAGGAAUAGAAUCAGGGGGGAAUGAAAAUUUAACCGCGAGAAUUUUCACAUGAGCAGUUGCUCCGACGAAUGAUUCCUGACUUUUCCAUUAUUACUUAAUCCACCCCAGGAAAAUCAUUACGCAAAUCCACCCCCACAUUACAAAAAAUAAAUUACAAUUCCCAAAAUUUCCGUAAUUUUUACAUUGACGAGUCGAUAAAAAUCGUAUGAGGAAUUAAAUUCCGCGCGUGUCGCGGGACAGUGAAAAAUUAACGGUAGAAUUGACUGAGAUAAAUAGCAACGAGAUGAUAAUAAUUACCUGACGAUGCCUCGUUGCUGCGGGGCAUCGCCGAUCUCUGUGAUGGAUGGGGAUGAAUCACCGCAGAGUCUUGGACUUCACAUUCAGGAUGGAAAUCCGAGAAACAAAACGGCUUUGGCACCCGGCCACAGUCUCAUGGACUGGAUUCGUCUGGGUUCAUCUGGAGUUGAUCUCACUGGAGUUGGAGGUGUCAGCCAAGCUGUAACACUUGCAGAACUCGCCAAGCACAAUCAGAGAAAUGACGCCUGGAUAUCUAUCCGAGGCAUUGUGUUCAAUGUGACCCGAUACAUGGACUUUCAUCCUGGUGGUAUACCCGAGUUGAUGAAGGGAGUGGGAAAGGACGCGACAAAAAUUUUUGAAGACGUGCACGCGUGGGUUAAUUACCAGAGUAUUCUGCAGAAGUGUGUAGUGGGAAGGUUAAUUAGAGGGAAUGGAGUUGAAGAGACCAGUCCUUUUGGCAAUGAUAAAAUUACUAAAAUAUCACCACUAGCCGCUGGGGCUAAAACUUCAGAGACUGCGAAAAAAACAUCAACGACUCCAGUAAAAAUUCAGAGCGACUGGAAGCAAACGACCAACACCGUGACCUUCGCCUACAAGCCAUCGAGAGAUCAAAAGUCUCCAAUUUUCCAAUUAAUCCGUCACAGUGCCACAGAAUUUUCCCUAAAAACCGUAUUCUCCACUUCAUCCAUUACUCACGAUUACGAUCUAGACAAUGGAGUCCAGUGGCCACCGACCUGGCGACGAGAUUUCGAAUCGAUGGACGUCGAAUUCACAUUUACAAAGGCAACGGGAAAAUUAUGGAGCCAUUACGGCAGCAGAACAGUCACCAUUGAUUCAAAAAAUGACAGAUGUUUCAGGGAUUGGGAAGUCGUCAGCAACACAUCACUCUGUCACUCCGUUAAUCUCCUAGUUUUAAGAUGCAGCGAUUACAUGGAACUCACACCAGUAGGCAGACAUAUAGAAGCCAAGAUGAGUGUCCUAGGUAUGGAAAUUUCAAGGCCUUACACACCAGUUCCACCUUCACUCCAUCCUGAUCACGAGGCACCUGGAUACAAACCCAACAGCCUGUGUCUCAUGAUAAAACGAUACGACGAUGGCGCCCUAACUCCGUCCAUAACAGCUCUUAAGCAAGGGCAGUGCCUGAGUUUGAGUAAUAGUCUGGGUACCUUUGUGGCUGAAUCCUUUGAUGACUACACCGCCAUUCAUAUGCUUGCCGCAGGCACAGGUUUAACACCAAUGCUCGGUAUUAUUCAUCGGUCACUGUGUCGGCGUUGUGUGAGAUCGAUAAAUCUUAUUUAUUUCAAUCGAAACGAGACGAGUAUUUUCUAUCGAGAGCAGUUGGACAGGGUCUGCGCUGAUAAUAGAUUAAAUGUUGUCCACGUACUAUCUCAGGCUGAUGACGAUUGGACUGGGAGACGUGGAAUUGUCUCUGAGGAUUUAAUUAGAGAUGUUAUUGGCGAGUGUAACAAGCAGGCAUGUGUCUUCACGUGCGGACCUGCAGGAUUUAUUACUGCUGCUAAAACGUCGCUAUUGAAAUUAGGCUGGCAGCCCUCUCAGAUGCACAACUUCGACGGAUAGUUUUAGCUUCACCGAAAGUACGAAUUUGUCCAAGUACAACUCAUCUGCGGAUUAAACGACUGAAAUUAAUUAGUGAUUUAGCUGGAAUAAUCUCCCGGUGACACAUGCCUGAAAAAUAAUGGUGAAAGUAAUUCUGUUUUAAAUGUUGAAUUGCUUCAACAGUAGAAGUGAGGAACAUCUGCCAAUCUCUCCAUCUAUCCUGAUAUAUCCGUGAUAAGUAGAGUACAAAUAAUUUUAUCUUCCUUUUGGGUAUCAACUCUCAUCGGCAUCAUCGCUCAUUACGUAAUAGAAUUUUAGAUAAUGUGAUAAAGGGGAUCGUCAUCCGAAUUUAAAACCCAGAUUAAUCCAGAAAGUUGUACAGGUGAAUGUCUUUUUAUGAAUUUUCAGUGAAUUAAUUGAGAAGAUCGAUUGUACUGAUAUUUGCAGAUUGAUUCUAUGUUAAUUACGUCGAAGGCUAUAUUUAUAUGUAACUCGCACCUGAGAUGAAGGAAAUGUAUAUCUAGAAUAAAUUGAUCAUUUCGUUGAUGCAAACUCA
Fopius arisanus is the source of this 2633-nucleotide messenger RNA. Its product is annotated as cytochrome b5 reductase 4. Lineage: Eukaryota; Metazoa; Arthropoda; Insecta; Hymenoptera; Braconidae. Gene Ontology annotation, cellular component: endoplasmic reticulum. The record is from RefSeq and is a predicted model, not a curated record. Gene Ontology annotation, biological process: superoxide metabolic process; generation of precursor metabolites and energy. Gene Ontology annotation, molecular function: heme binding; cytochrome-b5 reductase activity, acting on NAD(P)H. The transcript is spliced from 9 exons. The coding region runs from base 527 to 2098 and encodes 523 amino acids.